Gavia stellata (red-throated loon) is the source of this 1037-nucleotide messenger RNA. RefSeq names its product VPS29 retromer complex component (gene VPS29). The record is from RefSeq and is a predicted model, not a curated record. The transcript is spliced from 5 exons. The coding region runs from base 37 to 597 and encodes 186 amino acids. Lineage: Eukaryota; Metazoa; Chordata; Aves; Gaviiformes; Gaviidae. Gene Ontology annotation, cellular component: endosome; retromer complex. Gene Ontology annotation, biological process: retrograde transport, endosome to Golgi; intracellular protein transport.
CAGCGGCUGGCGUGAGGGAGCGCGGCGCCGAGCAGGAUGGCUGGGCACAGAUUGGUGUUAGUAUUAGGAGAUCUUCACAUUCCACAUCGAUGCAACAGCCUCCCAGCCAAAUUCAAAAAACUGCUAGUUCCAGGAAAGAUCCAACACAUCCUCUGCACAGGAAACCUCUGCACCAAGGACACUUAUGACUACCUCAAGACUCUGGCUGGGGAUGUUCACGUUGUCAGAGGGGACUUUGAUGAGAACCUGAAUUAUCCUGAACAGAAAGUUGUAACUGUUGGACAGUUCAAAAUCGGGCUGAUUCAUGGCCAUCAGGUUAUUCCUUGGGGUGAUAUGGCCAGCCUGGCGCUGCUACAAAGGCAGUUUGAUGUGGACAUCCUAAUUUCAGGACAUACACACAAAUUUGAGGCAUUCGAACAUGAAAACAAGUUCUAUAUCAAUCCAGGAUCAGCUACAGGAGCCUAUCAUGCCUUAGAGAACAACAUCAUUCCUUCAUUUGUGCUGAUGGAUAUCCAGGCUUCUACAGUAGUUACAUAUGUCUAUCAACUAAUUGGAGAUGAUGUGAAAGUAGAAAGAAUUGAGUACAAAAAGUCUUAAAAAUGUAUUUGCUUGUCUGGUAUUUUUACCAUCUCAUUCUGAACUGCAAGUUACUACAAUACUUGAUUGCUAGUUUACAGUACUACACUUACUUGCUAACAGCUUAACAAUGUAGCUUAUUGGUAAUAACUUUAAGACAACAUUGUGUUUGCUUUUCUCUGUAUGAAUCUAUUUGUAAAAUAUGCCAUUAAAAUAACUGUUUAAAUACUGUUCCUUAAUGUUGUAAUAAACUCCACUUCAUAGAAAAAUUAAGCUUUAUGAACGACCGUUGGGGAAAAACCCAACAGUCGUUGCUUUUAAAAUGCCUGAUGCUCUGGUUUGGUGAGUUACGUCUAAAGGGUACUUGUAAAGGGCUUGAACAAAAAGAUUGAGGGCUCUGGGGCCAUGUUAUGUUUGCUUCGGAAUCCAGUUGAUAUUUAAUUUUCUCAAUUUAACAUUCC